This is a messenger RNA of Paramisgurnus dabryanus, 5541 nucleotides long. RefSeq names its product regulator of G protein signaling 12b (gene rgs12b). Gene Ontology annotation, molecular function: GTPase activator activity; protein binding. Gene Ontology annotation, biological process: signal transduction; regulation of G protein-coupled receptor signaling pathway. Gene Ontology annotation, cellular component: plasma membrane; cytoplasm; nucleus. NCBI's taxonomy places the organism in Eukaryota, Metazoa, Chordata, Actinopteri, Cypriniformes, Cobitidae. The record is from RefSeq and is a predicted model, not a curated record.
CACACACCAGCUGCUGCCCUCUCCUUUUGUUUACUCCUUCUGCAGAACUAAGGUUACCAUGCCAUUAAACUUCACAUCAACAGAAAACACAUCUAAAGCAGAUAUGAGUUAUAGGAAUUCUGCAUUGUAUCCUGUUGCCUAGCAACCGCCACUUUGCCUCUCACCUGAGCGGAGGCCUGAAUCUGCCUUGUGAUUGUCAGGUGUGUGUGAAAAGACAGGUGUUCUGUAAACAUUCAAGCAUGCACCUGGUUAGUAACUUGCACAAGAGCUGUGGAGCAGGAAGUAUGACAUCAUCACUCUACUGGUGCAUUUAAUGCUUCAACUCCGUGUCAUUGUUUGAAACUGAGGUAAAAACAAAAUGUUCAGACAAUCAGAGCAAAACAGAAGGCGUGUGAAUGCCCAGACUUCUGCCCGCAUAAGAGGAGUUGAGGUUGCUAGGGGAAGAACAGGUUAUGGCUUCACAGUUUCUGGGCAUUCUCCAUGUGUGCUGAGUUGCGUCUUGAAGGGCAGUCCAGCUGACUAUGUGGGCCUUCAUUCUGGAGAUCAGAUCCUGAGUGUGAACGACAUAAAUGUAUGUAAAGCGUCUCAUGAGGAUGUGGUCAAACUUAUUGGCCGCUGCACAGGUGUCUUACAUUUGGUCAUCGCUGAAAGCAAUCAUAACCUAGAUUCAUGUUCGAGCGAUGAAGAACUGGGCAUCCAUGAUCACAAGAGCCACUGGAUAAGGCCAAAGAUGGACUCAAAGACAAUGGGAAUAAACCGCGCAGAACGUGUUGUUGCGGAAAUGCAGUCUGGUGGAAUCUUUAACAUGAUCUUUGAAAAUUCCAGCCACUCAUCCAGCAGCUCAGAAAAAGCAGUGGCUUGUGCAUCUGCCUCUAAAACAAGGGCCCUCUCAGAGCCUGACCUCCCUUUUGGUAACGUUAGCAUCCGGAGGAGUGAUCCCAACUUGCUUACUGAAGAAGAGAUGUCCAAAGUGCUCAAUGACGACUCUGUGUUUGUGGAUAUGUUUGAACAGCAAGAUGAACUUGCUCUGCUGCAAACAGUCGACUCUGCGGGGAUCCUUAAUGUUGGCAUGAUUGUGGGUUAUCUAGGAUCUAUUGAAUUAGCUUCAACGAGUGCCAAUUUGGAAAGUGACAGUCUGCAGGCAAUUCGUGGGUGUAUGCGACGUUUACGUGCCGAACAAAAGGUCCACUCGUUGGUCCUACUUAAAGUUAUGCAUGACUGUGUACAGCUCUGCAAUGACAGAGGUGCUGUACUAGCAACGUAUCCUGCAGAAAAGUUAGCAUUCAGUGCUGUCUGCCCAGAUGACCGGCGUUUCUUUGGCCUAGUCACCAUGCAAGCCACAAAUGACCAUGCCGUAUACAGGCGUGGUGAGGAGGAGCAAGGACUGCGAACAUCUUGUCACGUUUUUAUUGUAGACCCAGAACUGUGUCAUCACAAGAUCCAUCAAAGUGUUUCCAGACGCUUUGGCUUUGACUGCACUCCAGACCCGGAUACUGGUGGCUGCUUGGAGUUUCCACCAACUUCUCAGCCACUGUUACAGUUUGUGUCUGUGCUGUACCGGGAUAUGGGAGAAUCUAUAGAGGGUAUGCGGGCUCGGGCUUUCCUUGAUGGUGACCUGGAUGCUCAGCAGAACAAUAGCACAAGCAGCAACAGUGACAGUGGCAUUGGCAACUUCUUGCCAGAGGAGAAGAAUAACCGAGUCCUUUUGGUUGACCUAGGUGCUAACCCUGGUCGCCAUAUGCCCACUGGAUUAUGGGAGAACCCACCAGGACCUCGUAACCAAGGUGUACUAGGAGGUCUUCCACCACACCGCAAUGGCUACCGCCCUGACCAGUUCCUUGACCAUUCUCAGCCCAAUCAGCAUAGCCUUGCAGACCCACCUCAACUUUCUGGCAGGCAUCUGAACUCCUCUUCAAGGCUGGAUGUGUCAGGCCUUCCUUCACGCUCACACUACUCCGCCCAUGGCAAGAAAGUGACAGGGGCUUCAGGCCAACGUUGGCUGCCCGUUCACGUUCUAAGAGACUGGCGUCAGGGACACAGUAGUGAUCAGGAGUCUUAUGCAGAGUCUACAGACGGAUGGUCCAGUGCUAACUGUAGCACCCUGCCACCACCCAUGAGUAAGAUACCGGCUGAUAGGUACCGUGCUGCAGGCGAGAUUGCAGCUGCGCAGCCUCACCGGCUUCAAGCACAGAAAGAUGAGUGGGCUAAAAAACUGUUUGGAGAGAAGAACCUACGGCAGCACCAGCAACAACAGAGCAAUGGCAGAAGAAGUAAAGAUUCAGAGAAAAAGGGUGGAAGGUUCAAGGGCAUCACUAUGGGCUUUCCUCAGCGUUCCUCUGGUAGACGAUCAUUUGGGCGUUCCAAGCGUAUGAGUAUGGCUCGCUCACUCGAUGACCUUGAGUCUGCGGCUGUCUCCGAUGGUGAGCUGAACAGUGUGGACCUGAAAGGCUGUGGUAGUGAUAAUAGUCUGAACAGCAAUGCCAGUCUACCCAGCGUACAGUGCCAUAGACGCCACAGCGAACGCCGGGUUGCAUCGUGGGCCGUCUGUUUCGAGCGCCUGCUGCAGGAUCCUGUCGGUGUGCGAUAUUUCUCGGAGUUUCUAAAAAAGGAGUUCAGCGAGGAGAACAUUUUGUUUUGGCAAGCAUGCGAAUUUUUCAGCCAUGUGCCUGAAACCGACAAGAAACAGCUUUCCCAGAGGGCCAGGGAUAUCUACAACAGCUUUCUGUCGAGUAAGGCCACCACACCCGUCAACAUCGAUAGUCAGGCUCAACUGGCUGAUGACAUCCUCAACGCUCCAAGGCCAGACAUGUUUAAAGAGCAACAGCUACAGAUCUUCAACCUGAUGAAAUUUGAUAGUUACACUCGCUUCCUAAAGUCCUACCUGUAUCAGGAAUGUAUGCUGGCGGAGGUGGAGGGUCGCCCUCUUCCGGAUCCUUAUCACGUCCCCAGCAGCCCAACGUCCAAACACAGCACGAGCUCUGACCGAUCCAACCUCUCUACACCGAAAAAGGUGCAGGAUGACAAGAAGGGCAAACCGGGCAAAUUGCUGCAUGAAGACAGCAAAGAUGAACAGGGUGAUAAAAAGAAAAGCAUUUUCUUUUCCUGGUCCAGAAAUAGAAGUUUUGGGAAAGGUGCUAAGAAGAGGGACCUCGGAGACUACAGCUAUACAGGUAGUAACGGCCGAAGGGAAUCACAAGGCUCUUUGUCGUCCGGUGCGAGUUUGGAACUCGCCACUUCUGGUUCUGGAAAAAACGAGGGUGAGAUGCAGCGUAAUUCCGUGUUGUUGUCCGAGCGCUCAACGCGUCACUGUAAUAUUAACCUUCCAGACGGCUCUUGCUGCUCGGUGCCCAUUCGACCCGGUGUCUCCAUCAGAGAGCUACUGUUAGGAUUAUGCGAGAAGCUCAACAUCAAUCUGGCCGCUGUGGAUCUCUUCUUAGUUGGUGGAGAAAAGCCUUUAGUAUUGGAUCAGGACUGCAUGACCCUGUGCUCCAGAGACCUGCGGCUGGAGAGACGUACGCUAUUCCGUUUGGAUCUGGUGCCCAUAAAUCGUUCUGUGGGGCUGAAGGCAAAACCCACUAAGCCAGUCACAGAAGUGCUGAGGCCAGUGGUGGCCAAAUACGGCUUGAACUUAGCAGAGCUGGUGGCCAGAAUAAGUGGAGAGAAAGAGCCUCUGGAUCUUGGGCUUCCUAUAUCUAAUCUGGAUGGACUGAGAGUGGUUCUGGAAGCAGCCGACCAAAUUCCUGGAAAAGAUAAACAAAAGCUGGUCUCAUCUAAAAGUCACGGUCCACCUCUGUCUACACGAAGCCAGUCAGCCACAGGGGAGGACAAACCGGCAGGAAAGGCUUCGUCUGUGAAAACCAGGGCCCAGGUGGAAAAACGAAAACAGAAAAAGCUUAAUAUAGAUGAAGCUGAAGAGUUCUUCGAGCUCAUAUCCAAAGCACAGAGCAACAGAGCUGACGACCAGCGGGGUUUGCUGAACAAAUCGGACCUUGUCCUUCCUGAAUUCCUGCGCCUUGACACGGAAGCAGACAUCAGCAACGACAACCUCAACUCAACCCCCAUCUCUUACAAGACUCGGCCCAGAUCCAAGGAGAACGGCUCCGCCCUAAGUGCCAGCCACCAAUCGCAGAGCUUGGAUUCAGCAGUGGACACGAAAGCGCCUAGACGAGCCCUAAUGCCUCCUAAUAGAGCCCCCGGAAACACUGCCACUCGAAAUCAACCGCCGUUUAGUUCAUCGCUCUCCCCGAUCCCUCACGUGCAAAAAGGGGGCUCGUCCGGGAUAACAGACUGGAGGAGCGAAGGGGGGGGCCAGGUGCUGGAGGAAGAAGAGAGCAGCGCGGACCUGACAUUUGUUGCCGAAGGCGACAUCACAAGCCCUAACAGCUCGCUCCUUCCUCAGUCCCCUAUGCCCCUCCCUCCUUCCCCAGACCGACUGCACCUCACGGGGGAGGGCUCUUACCAGGACGGCUGGGCUCGAUCAGGUACCUCUCCUGUGUGACAAACUACGCUAGCAUGUGUUAUCCUCAUCCAAGGAUUUCUCUGUGUGAUUUCUGAGUGCUGUGGAUUUGCUGUGCCCCCUCUCAAAACGUCCACCUUUCCAUGUACAUUCAAUACCCUUUAAGCACUUUAAUGAACUUUGGAAAAAGACUUUGCAUUUUACUUCCCUGAAAGUAUUUUUAAAUAGUAUUUGACAAUCAUUAACUUCCACUUCCACUGUUUAUCCUGACACAAACAAAGGAUUUAUUAUAGCCAGUCUGACUGAUUUGAGGUCAGUAGUGAAACGAAGCAAACUUACUCUUCUGCAUAUCUCUGGCUGAUCACACGACAGCGCGAACAGACUGCCAAAACCAAGACUAACUGAACUAAACAUGUGAUAACUUUGCUUCGACACUAAAUAUAAAUGAUAUACCAGACGGAGUGUUUGAUAUGGCAAACACCCUCGCUUAGGCAUGAAGAUAUUUAUCUGUUAAAAUGUUUAAUGAUAUGAACACACACACACACAAAUAAAAGAUAAACAAGCACAAUCAGGUUUAGUAUGACCAGGGGUCUUGUCGUACCUCUGGUGGUGACCAGUAGUGUGCCUUCCAUGAACCUCUCUCCAGUAGAUAUUUCUAAGUAUUGACAAAGAGUCGUAACUCGUAAAUAACUUCUUAUGACCUCAAUGUUAAAUUCAGACCUCAGAACUUGUUUUCUUUUUCUAUUGUAUAAAUGCAAUUCAACAAUGUAUAGCUUCGCAGAUUACAAGCUAUAGUAUCAUUACGUUAUCGUGUAAUAUAAUCCUCAGAAAGGAUUAAUUUAAGCUUCAGUAUAUCUUCAGUACUAAAUGUGUAUAUAGUUUGUUUUACAGUUGUGUGGUUUAUUGCUGUUCAGUUGCGAGCAUUGUUGAAUUGCCUUUCAUUCUGUUUCUUCUGAUAUCAUAUUCAGUUUUCUGUAGCAGUCUUGGGUAGACGACCAAUAUGUCUGCUCAGAUUGAUAUUUCUGCAAACUUGUAAAUAGAGAUUAAUAAAUGUUAGAGGUGAGACCUCUCACCCCCUCCUCUUA